Podarcis raffonei (Aeolian wall lizard) is the source of this 3151-nucleotide messenger RNA. RefSeq names its product solute carrier family 25 member 51 (gene SLC25A51). Bases 245 to 1216 code for a protein of 323 amino acids. The transcript has 2 exons. The record is from RefSeq and is a predicted model, not a curated record. NCBI's taxonomy places the organism in Eukaryota, Metazoa, Chordata, Lepidosauria, Squamata, Lacertidae.
GGCUAGGCCCCAACUCUUUUAACCAGAUGCAAAUACUUGGUUGCUACGUGGGUAGACUCUUGUAGAUGAGAAAAAUUCCUCAGAUAGUAAACGAACUUUGCGCCGGUUGCUGGAAAUAUAUAAAUGUAGCCGCCAGCUGAACCACCUUGGGGGUACAGUUCUGUAAGUGGGGUGUCGCUGGGGGGGAAGGCCCUCUCUCUGAUUUCUAACCACUUCAUCUCAGUUGACAGAAGGGCCUCUUCAGAUGAUUAUAAUGCAAGGACAGAUUGAUGUGGAAGCAAAGAUUCUUCCAGGUACCCAAGCCUCAAUCAACUGUGAAGAGAGAACAAGCAGCAUGAUGGAUUCAAAAGACCUUGUCCUGAACAAAUCAACGGCAGACCAAGUCGGUCACCGCAUUGUAAAAGUUAGCUCAGGCAAACAUUACUUCUGUGGCUAUUGUGCAGCCAUCACAAAUGUUGCCGUCACCUUCCCCGUCCAGAAAGUCCUCUUUCGGCAGCAGUUGUAUGGCGUACGAACCAGAGAUGCGGUACGUCAGCUGCAGAAAGAUGGGCUCAGGAAUCUGUACCGUGGGAUCCUUCCACCGCUCAUGCAGAAGAGCACAACCCUGGCAAUCAUGUUCGGCCUGUAUGAGGACCUGUCCUCCGUACUCCUGAGGCACAUGAGUGCGCCUGAAAUUUUGACCCGCAGCUUGGCAGCCGUGCUCGCUGGGACCACGGAAGCGGUCCUGACCCCCUUUGAGCGCGUUCAGACACUUCUGCAGGACUACAAACAUCACGACAAAUUUACAAACACUUACCAGGCAUUCAGAGUUCUCCGAGACCAUGGGGCCAGGGAAUAUUACCGGGGGUUAGUGCCAAUCCUCCUCCGGAACGGCCCUAGCAAUGCUCUCUUUUUCGGUCUCAGAGGACCUAUCAAGCAGUGUUUGCCUGAAGCCACAACUUACAGUACUCACUUGAUCAAUGAUUUUAUUUGUGGAGGUCUGUUGGGUGCUAUGCUGGGAUUCCUCUUUUUCCCACUGAACGUAGUAAAAGCUCGCAUGCAGUCACAAAUCGGCGGGGAAUUCCAGUCUUUUCCCAAGGUUUUCAUGAAGAUUUGGCUGGAGCGUGACAGGAAAGUGACGCACCUCUUCCGAGGCGCCCAUCUGAAUUAUCACCGGUCUCUGAUUUCUUGGGGAAUUAUCAAUGCGACAUACGAAUUCUUGCUCAGAUUAUUGUGAAAAGUGCUUGUGGAGUUCAUUUUCUCAGUUGGGCGCCAGACAAACACAGAACUGUCAAUUUCCAGUGAGAAAUCAAACACACUAAUAACACUGAACUCCAGCAUAAUAGUUAAUCCGUAGGUAAAAAUGCCAGUUUUAAACAGUGCCUACUUAGCUCAAAAUGUAUUCAGUCAUAUUAAUGGCCUUUCAAUCUGUGGGUGCGAGUGAACUGAAUGGCUAGAACAAUCGUUUGAAAAGUUUCCUCGGAUAUGCCUGAAGAUGGAUUCAUUUGCUCCAGAUCACCGUCAACUAUUCUCACACUCCUGGUGAUCAAAAGAAUGCACUUUGAAGAAAUGUGUAAAUGGGCGGAAAACUGAUAUUUAAUUUGUCGCUUGGCCCUUUUGGAACAAACAGUGGCAUGCUGUAAUAAACUCCCAAGAUGUUUCAAGACUCCCCUUCCCCACUUUUUAAAAAAUUAUUCUUCCUUGAGCAGAGACUGCCAAAUUUUGAAGAGAAACCCUUUUCCCCAAACCUUAAGGUUCUGUAAAAGUUGUCAAAUAGCUUUUGCUAGACUGUUGAUGCAAAUGACACCUUGUCGAGAUUUCGUAUUAAAUUUCAGAAACUGAAUUCACUGUAAGCUGAGCGGUGGGAGUAUCUGUUUAAAAAUAAAUAGGUGUGUGUGUUGCUGGAAAGGUGAGGAAAGCUUUUAAGUGCCCUUCAUGUUACACUGCCACCUGACUUGUCAAUGUGGUCUUUUGUGUGGCUCUUUAUACUACUAAGUUUUGUUGCAAGUGAAUAUACUUCUCCAAAGGGUUGCUUUAGGAAGGAUGGUGCGAAUGACAAUUGGUGCAAUCCAACCAAAAUUAUGCAUUUUCCCCAUUGAAUUCUCUCCCCCUCCCCCCGGUGAUAUUUAAACUGCUUUAGCUUUUUCGGUGGGUUGUGGUCUAUUUGUUAAUACUUUCUACAAUUCUGGCAUAGCUAAUUGGUAUUCGGAUCUGAAAUGUUAUGUGCUGUCACCUAAACUUUGAAUACUCUAGUUAAGCAAGGCUUCGUGUGCUUGAAUGAAAAUGACUUACCCAGGUAUUGCAAUUUUCAGGCUAUUUCACUGUGGUUGAAAAAGGAAUUUAAACAGCUCCUUUCACACGCUGCUCAGGCUUGUUUUAUGUUGGGAAUGUGCCUCACGCACGGCCCCCUCACCUGUAUCUCAUUCAGUAUAGACUCAAUACAGGUAGGUCCAGUUCAUGAGUUCCGUCCACUCACUUUACAACAGAGAAGUUGUUGACUCAGGCCUUGCUUCAUAUAAAUCUAUAUAUAUAUAAAACUCGCAUCAGGCGUGCGAACUGGCUGAUUGUUCGGUACGAAGGACCAUGCAUGUGUGUAAAAAGGACAUAAGCUUCUGCAAGCUGAUUUUCUGUGUUUAUUCAAUCAUGCUAAUAAACAUUUCUCUGCGCAUUGGAAUUCAGGUAAAAAGCAAAAGAACAGAAGCAACCUAAGAGGUUUCAAGUCAGAGAGGAAAGCAUGUCUGAAUACCAAAAUAAUGCUCUUAAUGGGGUGGGGGAGGGUGAAAUUAUUUUGUAUGGGUUUUUUUUAAAAUGCAAAUAGGAGUUAAUAUUUUCCUUAUUUGUAGUACACAGGAAAGCUUUCCCUAGCUGAAUUGAUAAUCCUCCAAGUGUUUAUCCUCAGAGUGAGGGUUUUUUUUUAAAGUGGAACUAAUAUCUCACUAUUGAGAUGGUGUGGUGUUUUUUGUUUCGUUUUUUACUUUAUGUUGCCUGGUGUCAACCUGAAAAUUGCCCGUCAGCAGCAGUUUGUGAACCUAUUUAUCCUAUUUCUUGAUUCUUGUACUGUACCGGUGUAUGCUGUUUAGCCUCACAGAUUGCCAAGCACAAAAUGAAAGAAUGUUUGAUAUUUUGAAUGUUGUGAUUAUCUGCAUUUAAAUAAAAUGUCUGUUGGAAUGUU